AUGGAUGACGCGGCAGUGCUUGGAAAGAAAGGCUAUAACCUCAGCAACACACUAGGACAAGGCUCUUACAGCAAAGUGAAAUGUGCCUACUCUGACCGGCUGAGGUGCAAAGUGGCUGUCAAGAUCAUCGACAAGAUGAAAACUCCUGCGGAAUUUCGGCUAAGAUUUCUCCCCAGGGAACUAGAGGCUUUGAAACGUUUGCAACAUCCAUCAAUCAUCAAAACCUAUGAGAUUUUUGAGACAUCAGCUGGGAAAGUGUACAUUGUGAUGGAGCUGGGGGAAAAGGGAGACCUCCUGGACUACAUCAAGACCACAGGAGCUAUGACAGAGGACUUUGCUCGCAUGAAGUUUCAGCAGUUGGCUUCUGCCAUCCAGUAUUGCCAUGACUCAAACUUUGCUCACAGGGACCUGAAAUGUGAGAACAUCCUUCUUGAUGGUGGCCUCAACAUCAAGCUGACAGACUUUGGCUUUUCCAAACUCUUGUCUCAGGAUGAAAACGGGAAAUUGAUUCUCAGCAAUACCUUCUGUGGGUCUGCUGCAUAUGCAGCCCCUGAAGUGCUACAGGGCAUUCCUUGUGAUCCCAGGAUUUCUGACAUGUGGAGUCUGGGCGUCAUCCUGUAUAUAAUGGUCUAUGCUGUAAUGCCAUUUGAUGAUUCCAACAUCAAGAAAAUGGUUUCUUUUCAGAAACAACACAGGAUUCACUUCCCCAGCACAAAACACCUGACUGCAGAGUGCAAGGAUCUCAUUAACCACUUGCUCCAGCCCAAUGCGUCUCAGAGAUUGUGCAUAGAUGAAGUUUCGAAACACUCAUGGUUGCAGACUCCAAAUGCCACUGUCGAGUCCUCUCUUUCAGCUCCAGAAGAGGGUGAGUGUUCCCCAGCCUGCAUGAAGGAAAGCAAAAAGCAUCAAGCCAAAAGCCAUGAAGCAAAAGGGAAAACAGGGAAGUAA
This is a messenger RNA of Melopsittacus undulatus (budgerigar), 948 nucleotides long. It is a transcript of the gene TSSK2, whose product is annotated as testis specific serine kinase 2. Gene Ontology annotation, molecular function: ATP binding; protein serine/threonine kinase activity. Gene Ontology annotation, biological process: protein phosphorylation; intracellular signal transduction. The transcript has a single exon. Lineage: Eukaryota; Metazoa; Chordata; Aves; Psittaciformes; Psittaculidae. The coding region runs from base 1 to 948 and encodes 315 amino acids. Gene Ontology annotation, cellular component: cytoplasm. The record is from RefSeq and is a predicted model, not a curated record.